This is a messenger RNA of Salmo salar (Atlantic salmon), 2848 nucleotides long. The record is from RefSeq and is a predicted model, not a curated record. Lineage: Eukaryota; Metazoa; Chordata; Actinopteri; Salmoniformes; Salmonidae.
CGCCCACUGUGUUGAAACAAGGAAGUACAUUUAUAAGGAAGUAGAGGCAGAACUGGACACUGUCGGUCGAAGAAAAAUGUUUCUGAGCUGAGUGAGCUGUAACUUACAUCAAAAUGAGUCUCACUGGGGAGAGAGAGGAGACCACUGCCUCUAAAAUGAGUCUCUCUGGGGAGAGAGAGGAGGAGACCACUGCCUCUAAAACGAGUCUCUCUGGGGGGAGAGAGGAAGAGACCACUGCCUCUAAAAUGAGUCUCUCUGGGGAGAGAGAGGAGGAGACCACUGCCUCUAAAAUGAGUCUCUCUGGGGAGAGAGAAGAGGAGACCACUGCCUCUAAAACGAGUCUCUCUGGGGAGAGAGAGGAGGAGACCACUGCCUCUAAAACGAGUCUCUCUGGGGAGAGAGAGGAAGAGACCACUGCCUCUAAAAUGAGUCUUUCUGGGGAGAGAGGGGAGGAGACCACUGCCUCUAAAACGAGUCUCUCUGGGGAGAGAGAGGAGGGGACCACUGCCUCCAAAAUGACUCAAGACACCAGUUCUAAGAGUGUCCAGAAGCCCAGAGCAGAGUUACCUACAACCAGCCUGCUAUCAAUGAAUAGUGAUCAGCCACCUGCUUUCAGCCAGGAACCAUUACCAGAUGACAAUAAGGAAGUGGAGAGUUUGGACAGUGAGGAUGCAUUAAAGAUCACACACAACCUUCUGGACAGAAGAAGUCAAACUCUGCUGACAGUCCAACAAGACAUUAAGGCUAAACUGAAACACAAGUAUCAACACAUAUCUGAAGGAAUUGGACACCAUGGAAACCAAACUCUGUUAAAGGACAUCUACACAGAGCUCUACAUCACAGAGGGUGGAAGUGGAGGACUCAAUAAUGAACAUGAGGUUAGACAGAUAGAGAUUGCAUCCAAGAAACAAACCACACAAGAGACACCAAUCAAAUGCAACGACAUCUUCAAGCCUUUACCUGGACAAGACAAACCUAUCAGAACUGUGCUGACAAAAGGAAUCGCUGGUGUUGGAAAAACAGUCUCUGUGCAGAAGGUCAUCCUUGACUGGGCAGAGGGAAAAGCAAAUCAGGACGUUCAUUUCAUGUUUCCUCUUCCUUUCCGUGAUCUGAACCUGAAAAAGGACCAAUACAGUCUGAUGCAACUUCUUUCCCACUACUUCCCAGAGCUGAAAGAGAUUGACAGCAUUGAAGAUGGUGAAACCAAAACUGUUUUCAUUUUUGAUGGUCUGGAUGAGUGUCGACUUCCUCUAGACUUUAAAAACAAUGAGAAGUGCUGUGAUGUCAUGAAGCCAACCUCAGUGGAUGUGCUGCUGACAAACCUCCUCGAGGGGAAUCUGCUUCCCUCUGCUCUCCUCUGGAUAACCUCACGGCCUGCAGCAGCCAAUCAGAUCCCUCCUGAGUGUGUUGACCAGGUGACAGAGGUACGAGGGUUCAAUGAUCCACAGAAGGACGAGUACUUCAGGAAGAAAAUCACAGAUCAGAAUCUGGCCAAUGAAAUCAUCAAACACAUGAAGACAUCAAGGAGCCUCCACAUCAUGUGCCACAUGCCAGUCUUCUGUUGGAUAUCAGCCACUGUCCUUGAGAUGAUACUGAAAGAGGCAGAGAAGGAUGAAGUCCCCAAAACUCUGACCCAGAUGUACUCACACUUCAUUCUCAUCCAAAUCAUUGUGAAGAACAAGAAGUACAACAAAGCCACAGAGACAAACCCAAAGGAACUGUCUCAGUCAGACAAAGAGAUGAUCCUGAAACUGGCAAAGCUGUCUUUCCAACAGCUGCAGAAGGGCAACCUGAUCUUCUAUGAGGAGGACCUGAGAGAGUGUGGCCUUGAUGUCACAGAGGCAUCAGUGUACUCAGCAUUGUGUACAGAGAUCUUUAAAGAAGAAUCUGGGCUGUACCAAGAGAAGGUCUACAGCUUUGUGCAUCUGAGCAUUCAGGAGUUUCUAGCAGCAGUGCAUGCUUUAGAAUCAUGUCUGGACAAGAAGGAAAAUGUUUUCUCCCCCAAAGCAGUCACUAGUGAUGAUGAUGAUGAUGAUGAUGAUGAUGAUGAUGAUGAUGAUGAUGAUGAUAGGAGGAGGAGGAGAACAAGGAUGAUGAUGAGGAGGAGGAGGAGAUUGAUGAUAAGCAGGACGAGGAGGAGGAGAACAAUGACGAAGAUGAGGAUGAUGAUGACGACAAUGAUGAAGAGGAGUCAUUCCAGUUGUUUUACUUACACAGGAGAGCAGUGGACGAGGCCUUGAAGAGUGAGAAUGGACACCUGGACCUGUUCCUCCGCUUCCUUCUGGGUCUCUCACUGGAGUCCAAUCAGAAUCUGUUACGAGGCCUUCUGACACAGACAGGAAGUACAACACAGACCAAUGAGGAAACAGUUGAGAGAACAGUCAGGUACCUUUCAUACAAGAUCAAUGAGGAAUCCUCACCAGAAAGGAUCAUCAACUUGUUCCACUGUCUGAAUGAACUUGGUGCCAACUCUCUAGUUGAAGACAUGCAGACCUCCCUGCGAUCAGGAACUCUUUCAAAAACAAGACUAGAACCUGACCAAUGUUCAGCCCUGGCCUACCUGUUACUGAUGUCAGAGGAGGUGCUGGAGGAGUUUGACCUGAAGACAUACAACACAUCAGAGGAAGGUUAUCAGAGGUUGCUGCCGGUAGUGAAAACCUGCAAGAGAGCACUACUGGAUGGCUGUGAACUCGAAGAUGAAUCCUGUGAGACUCUGGCCUCAGCUCUGCAGACACCAAACUCCCCCCUGAGAGAACUGGACCUCAGCUACAAUGACCUGGGAGACAGAGGAGUGGAGCUGCUCUGUGUUGGACUAACCAGUCCACUCUGCAACAUACAGACACUAGUG